AUGGUCACAUUCAAGAUGUUCCGCCCUACGGCGGCGAGCGAUGAUUUCCGAUCCUCAGACGAGAAAGCCUUGGUACGGCGUCUCGAUAUAUUUCUCAUGACCUUUGGGUGUCUUUCGCAAGUCAUUAAAUAUCUCGACCAGCAGAAUAUCAACAAUGCCUACGUUUCUGGAAUGAUGGAGGACUUGAAUUUACAUGGCAAUGAGCUUAAUUUAUUCACAACAUAUUUCAAUGUCGCAUACUGCAUCAUGCUCAUUCCCUCCCAAAUUAUCCUCACCUACGUACGUCCGAGUUAUUGGCUCCCAGGAUUGGAGAUAAUAUGGGGUGUCUUGACCGGCCUGAUUGCCAUGUGCACCAGUGCGAAACAAGUCUACGUAUUGCGCGUGUUCCUCGGUCUGUGUGAAAGUAGCGCAUGGCCAGGAAUGAUGACUCUUUUCAUGUAUUGGUACACGCCGACCGAGCUAGCCAAACGAAUGGGCUUCUACCAUUCCUGUCAAGCCGUUGGUCAAAUGCUAUCCGGCGCCAUGCAGGCGGCAAUCUCAGAUACGCUCAACGGAAGUGCCGGACUAGCAGGAUGGCGUUGGCUGUUUGUGAUCAACGCCAUUAUCACAGUAGUUUGGGGAUUCGCGGGAUUCUUCAUGAUUCCAGAUCUUCCCAACCGACCCAACCCACGCGCAUUUUGGUUUAAAAAGAUCCACGGCGAGCUCUCACUUGAGCGCCUUGCUCGAAAUGGUCGCGCUGAGCCGAAGCGCAUGACUUGGGCUGGUGUCAAACGUACAUUCUCCGGAUGGGUCGUGUACUUCAUCUCGAUCUUGUACAUCGCAACGGUGCUUGGAACGUACGGAUACGUUUAUUUCUCGUUAUUCCUCAAGUCGCUCAAAAAUCCUGAUGGAACCGCGCGCUGGAGCGUCACUCAGGUGAACGCUAUCCCUAUUGGAGGAUCUGCGAUCAACGUGGUCUUUGUGUGGAUUUGGGCUCUGUUGUCUGAUUUCCUAGAGACGCGCUGGACACUGAUUGUGCUGCAAGCGGUCAUUGGAAUUAUUCCGUGCAUAAUCAUGAGUGCGUGGACAGCGAAUCCGGAUUCCGUUGCUUUAUCCGCUGCUUAUGCAUCUUACUUCAUCUCCUACAUUUGUCUUGGAACGGCACCACUCAUCUUUGCAUGGCUGUCGGAUCUGAUUCCUCAAGAUCCCGAAGCACGAUCGCUGGCGGUCGGUGUUGCCGUUGCCGGAUACUACUCUAUCUCUGCCUGGUCGCAGGUCCUCGUAUGGCCUGCUUCGCAAGCACCAUACUACAAAUAUGGAUGGCAGUCUGCGUUGGCAUUGCUAGUGCUUGUGAUUAUAAUGACUAGCAUAUUGAGAUUCGUGGAUGUGCGGUAUUUGCUCCCGAAGCGCGAAGAGUUCCGCGCUGUGAUUGAAGAUGACAUUGUUGCCAACAAGGUCAACUCAACGGUGAUCCCUGAGGAUCCAAAUGAGGAUCGAGAGCAUGCUGCUGGAAGCUCCAAAGUCACACACACUGCAAAUGUUCAUGAGGUAUAA
Messenger RNA from Penicillium brevicompactum, 1533 nucleotides. RefSeq lists its product as uncharacterized. Gene Ontology annotation, biological process: transmembrane transport. Bases 1 to 1533 code for a protein of 510 amino acids. Gene Ontology annotation, cellular component: membrane. The record is from RefSeq and is a predicted model, not a curated record. Gene Ontology annotation, molecular function: transmembrane transporter activity. NCBI's taxonomy places the organism in Eukaryota, Fungi, Ascomycota, Eurotiomycetes, Eurotiales, Aspergillaceae. The transcript has 4 exons.